Molecule: messenger RNA, 2254 nt
Organism: Liolophura sinensis
Lineage: Eukaryota; Metazoa; Mollusca; Polyplacophora; Chitonida; Chitonidae
Product: sodium-coupled monocarboxylate transporter 1-like
Biological process (GO): transmembrane transport; sodium ion transport
Cellular component (GO): membrane
Molecular function (GO): symporter activity
Source: RefSeq, a predicted model, not a curated record
GAAACCGAUCAUUUUUUUUACCUGUCGUCAGUUUUUAUUUGUUGACAAAUCUGAUUUGAGAAUGAUCAACAUCGAGCUUAUAAUGACUGUUGCUUGUUUUCGGACUUGUUAGAAUCGAAUUUUCCAAAGUAACUACGUUUUUGGAGAAAGCUCUGAAGAAGACAACGUCAUUUUGUGUCUUCUCUAUUCUACUCUCCACUGCAGAGACGAAUUGCAAGCUCGAAAAGACAAUCAAGUACAGAAAAAAAACGACGUUUAUCCCAACAUUCCAUUUGGUUUUAAAGAAAAUAGGGAAAACGUAGAAGUCACCAUGAGUGUUGAUCGUGUUUUCGGACCUUGGGACUAUGUGGUAUUUGGAAUCGUUUUGAUCGUGUCCGCAGGAAUCGGGCUUUUCUACGCCUUCACCGGCGGAAAGCAGCGGACAACCAAAGAGUUCCUCAUGGCCGACCGCAAUAUGAGGCUUCUGCCGAUAGCAAUCUCCAUUCUGGUGUCCUUUAUUUCUGCAAUCAUGAUUCUAGGGACGGCCGCUGAGAUGCACACGGCAGGCACGGAGUACUGGAUGUUAGCCUGGGGAAUGAGCAUGUCCAACAUCAUGGCGGCCCUCAUAUUUGUACCGCUGUUACACCCCUUGAAACUGACCAGCUCCUAUGAGUAUCUGGAGAGACGGUUCCAGCAUCGUGCUGUGAAAUUGGUGGGUUCCGUGAUUAUGCUGAUUCAGCAGAUACUGUACAUGGGUAUCGCCUCUUAUGCUCCAUCCACAGCUCUGGAAGCAGUGACCAAGUUCCCAGAUUGGGCUACAAUCAUCAUUGUCUGUAUGGUGGCGACCUUCUACACUACACUGGGUGGGAUGAAGGCCGUUGUAUGGACAGAUGUAUUCCAAGCCGUUAUCAUGGUUGCUGGGCUGUUCGCUGUGAUAAUACAGGGUGCCAUUUCGGUGGGAGGUCUAGGUGAGGUUUGGAGACUGAACGAAGAAUGGGAUCGGAUAAACUUUCCAACAUUUCACCCCGAUCCCACGAUAAGACACAGCUUCUGGAAUCUAUUUGUUGGCGGCACAGUCAGCUCUAUGUCUAACUUCGCCAUCAGCCAGGCCAGCGUUCAGCGCUACUCUACACUGUCCUCUGUCAGGAAAGCUCAAGUGUCACUGUUAUUGAACUGUAUUGGAGUUGUAUUGAUGAUGACUCUGACAUGUCUGUCAGGCGUGGUUAUCUUCUCUUACUACGCCCAGAAAGGUUGUGACCCUUUGGCUUCCGGUGAAAUCAAGAAUUCAAACCAGAUCGCCCCAUAUUUUGUGAUGGAAGUCCUAGGUUACCCGGGCUUACCCGGUCUGUUUGUGGCGUGUCUGUUUAGCGGAGCUCUCAGUUCUAUGUCAUCUUCCCUGAACGCUGCCGCCACAGUCACAUGGACAGAUUUCCUCAAGCCUCGUUUUGGACACCUUUCCAUGAAGAAACAAACUCUCAUUACGAAAGGCCUUGUCGUUGGAUUCGGCGUUAUAGGAAUCGCCAUGUCCUUCAUGGCAAGAAGUCUUGGUGGUACAGUUAUUCAGGCAGCCUCGGCUUUUACUGGAUCAGCAUCGGGGCCUCUGCUAGGACUCUUCCUUCUCGGUGGUGUCUUUCCCUGGGCUAAUUGGAAGGGAGCCGUGGUCGGGGGCAUAGUUGGACUGGCCUUCCCAAUGUGGAUCAACAUAGGCUCGUACACAUUGGACCCGGAGAGUCAUAAUCUCCCCUCCCCCAUAGAAAACUGUGAUCCCAUCGUCACCACACAGCCGCCGUCCGAUGUGGGGGACAUCACUGGUAUCAGCAAACUGUACACGGUAUCCUACCGAUGGUUUGCUUCCGUUGGCGUCGCCACGUGUGUCAUCGUGGGUUUGGCGGUAAGCUUUGCCACAGGGCCUACAAAGCCUGACCAGGUUGACCGGAAGUACCUCAUUCCGAUUUUUGAUAGACUCUUCUGCUGUCUCCCGGAGCGGGUUCUGGGUAAAUGCCGUUGUGGAACAACUUCUCAGGAAGACGAGGAUGAGGAGUUGGAUGAUCUGGAGACGAGCACUGAUCUAAAACAACAGUCGAUAAAAGGAAACAAAGUGGCGCCAGCUGAGUCUAAUGAAACCAACACUGAUUUCAAGCCACGGUCAUUAAACGAAAACAAAGAGGCACCGAUGAAGUCUGAUGAAGAGAUGAAAGAGCCAAACGGAAUCGAAAAGGGGGAAUUCAAUGAGAAAAAGGGAGAUAACUCGGAAACCAUUCAACACGGGAUUUAA